AUGGGAGGUCUAUUCACAAAAUCAAAGAAAGAAGGGUUGAUUAACCAAUAUGUUACAUCUCAAGAUCAAGCUAUUCUUGAUCUUAAAAUUCAAAGAGAUAAAAUGAAGACAUAUAUAAAAAAAAGUGAGAAAACAAUAGCACAUGAUAAGGAAUUAGCUCGUGAAUUAUUAAAUAAGGGAAUGAAAGAUAGAGCUUUGUUAAUGUUAAAAAAGAAAAAAUAUUUAGAGAAAAUGAUUGAAAAGACAGAAAAACAAUUAGAUACCAUUCAAAGAAUGGUCAAUGACAUUGAAUUUGCAACAAUUCAAUCUGAAGUUGUAAAUAAACUUAGAGCCGGUAAUGAAGCAUUAAAAAAAAUGAAUCAAAUGAUUGAUUUGGAUGAAAUUGACAAAAUUAUGGAAGAAACUAAAGAAGGAGCUGAAUUCCAAGAAGAAAUAUCUAAUAUGCUUUCAGGUGCCUUUACUCAACAAGAUGAAGAAGAUUUAGAAGCAGAAUUAGAAAGACUUACUGAACAAGAUAUUGAUGAAAAAUUAGUUGGAUUACCUAAAGUUCCUGAAAAUGACAUUGAUAUUAAAGAGACUGGUAUUAGCGAACAAAAUAUUAAAGUUUCAAAAGCUAAAAAAAAUGUUUCAAAAGUUCUAGCUAACUAG
This is a messenger RNA of Strongyloides ratti, 648 nucleotides long. Its product is annotated as Charged multivesicular body protein 6. Gene Ontology annotation, cellular component: ESCRT III complex; multivesicular body. Gene Ontology annotation, biological process: vesicle budding from membrane; late endosome to vacuole transport via multivesicular body sorting pathway. The transcript is spliced from 2 exons. The coding region runs from base 1 to 648 and encodes 215 amino acids. Lineage: Eukaryota; Metazoa; Nematoda; Chromadorea; Rhabditida; Strongyloididae. The record is from RefSeq and is a predicted model, not a curated record.